This is a messenger RNA of Anastrepha obliqua, 747 nucleotides long. RefSeq lists its product as uncharacterized. NCBI's taxonomy places the organism in Eukaryota, Metazoa, Arthropoda, Insecta, Diptera, Tephritidae. The record is from RefSeq and is a predicted model, not a curated record. The transcript has 4 exons. The coding region runs from base 1 to 747 and encodes 248 amino acids.
AUGUGCCAUCGCUGUUGUGGGAACAAAGAGUUGAAAACAAUUUUAUCGCUUUUGCUGUUAUUGUUGCUGGGCAUUAGCGGUGUUUUCGCUACGCUAAGUCCACCCAGGCGGGGCGAGAGAAAAGCUGAGAAAGUUUUGUCCCGCAAAAGGCGUUAUGUAGCCUUCCCGGAUGGUUCAUCUUUGGCGGCAUCCAUUUGUCUGACGAUCGGUGUUAUUGGCAAUCCAAACGUGAAUUUUCUAAGUUGGGCAGAAAAUUGGGGUGUAGCCUACAAUCUACCCAAUUAUACUUGGGCUAAGGAACAAACGCGUGGCUUCAAAAAGGACGAGGAUAUAAAGAAGGCAAAAGCGGUGGUUAUGCGGCGUUCGAGACGCGAUUUGUUUGGCAAUUUGGAAACAAUUAUGGAAAACAUGGGCUUUAAUGGGCAUGCCUGCAUUGCGCGUGCGCUGUGUGAGAGCUCCAAAUAUCUACAUGACACUCGACAACAGCGGGGAAAUAUGAUUACAGAAAUCGUAAAGACGAUAUUUAGUCUUCCUUCUGAACCAGUUUAUGCUGAUGAACCGGAUGUUUUGCAUCACUAUGAUCGGAUAUAUAAACGAGCCCGACGUGAGGUGCUCGACUGCAGUGUUGAGCAUGCGCAAUGCCACUUUUCGCUAUUGGAAAUGGCCUUUGGCAAAUAUUCUGUAGCUCCAACGAAACAUGGUCCACAACUGCUGCAGAAUUUACAUAAAGAGCUUGGAUUUAUGUAA